AUGGUAAAGAAUAGUUGCAAGUCAAGUUUACACUACCCUUCAACUGUUAGCUUAAGCUCUUCCAUUCAUCGUAAGCGGAAAGAAAUCAAUGACGUGAUGUGGAAAAAGAAUCAAUUGCUCAAGUUUGGUGUGUGGAAUGUUCGAACAUUAAAGGGUGUGGGCAGAACUGACCUUCUUGCCAAAGAGUUGAUUACAACUGAUAUUACAUUAUGUGGCAUUACUGAAACUCACUUAACUGGCGCAGAUAUGAUGGAUUUAGAUAAAGAUUCCUGCUAUCGUCUGUUGUUCUCUGGACCACCUGAGCUAGCUGCCAGGUGUGUUGCUCUAGUGUUUAGACAUAAUGUGAUGAAGUCACUCAAAUCGUUUGAUCCUAUCUCAGAGAGGAUAUUGCUUGCUGACUUUCUUACUGACAAAGGAAUUUUGAAUGUCAUUGUUGGUUACGCUCCAACAGAACAAUGUGAAGAGGUACUUAAAGAUGAAUUUUAUCAACAACUUGAUGUUGCUAUGCAUAAGACAGGUUCGCUUGUUGUUGUGCUGGGUGACUUUAAUGCUAGACUUGGAAAGGCAGUUUCAAAAGUUGUUGGUCAGUUUGGUUUAUCACAGUCAACCAGUGACAAUGGGGUUAGACUGAUAGAAUUUUGUCAAGCACAUAACCUGGGAAUCAAAAACACCUUUUUCCAGCAUAAGAAUAUGUACACUGCCACUUGGUAUCCUCCUAAUCCCAAAUUACAAACAAGUCUAAAAGACUAUGUUUUGGUAAAGCAGUCUAUGCAAAAAAUGGUACAUGAUACAAAAGUACGACGAGGAACAAACUUUGACAGUGACCACAAACUUGUUUGUAGUAAGAUGGUACUAAAACUUCAGAAGCCACGUGGGAAAAGACAACUAAAAACCUUUUCACGAGACGUACUCAGUGAUCCUAUUGCUCUAGGCAAAUAUCGAAAUAACGUCAUGACUAGAUACACACAAAGAUUAUCUACUGAGACUGAAGCUAUGUGGUCUGAUUUUUGUAGUGCAAUUAGGGACUCUGCAAAUGAACACCUCAAUGUUGUUCAAACCAGGAACAAUAGAUGGAUUUCUGAGCGUACAUUACAGUUGAUAGCUAAGAAACGUAAGGCUCACAUCGCUUGGAUGAAAUGUCAGGAAAACGAGAUGACUAGGAAACAUUAUGUUAGUUUAUGCAAACAAGUGAAACAAGCAGUUCGACAAGACAAAGAAGAAUGGUUGCAUAAACAAGCAUCUGAUUUAGAAUAUGACUUGAAACACCACAAUCAUUAUGAAUUUUUCAGGAAGCUCAAAAACUUUGAUCACGUACCCAUUCAACCUGCCUCAGUAAUUUUAGAUGAGCAUGGUCAGAAACUACUUUGUAUUGACGAUCAGUUAGAUCGUUGGAAGAGACACUUUGCCUCGGUAUUAAAUGUCAGACGUCCUAUUGCAAUAGACUCUGGAAUGGUUGUACGCUCUUUUGGGUCUGGUGCUCCACUGAGUGAAUAA
This is a messenger RNA of Corticium candelabrum, 1494 nucleotides long. RefSeq lists its product as uncharacterized. The transcript has a single exon. Gene Ontology annotation, biological process: chromatin remodeling. Gene Ontology annotation, molecular function: catalytic activity. Gene Ontology annotation, cellular component: nucleus. The record is from RefSeq and is a predicted model, not a curated record. The coding region runs from base 1 to 1494 and encodes 497 amino acids. NCBI's taxonomy places the organism in Eukaryota, Metazoa, Porifera, Homoscleromorpha, Homosclerophorida, Plakinidae.